AUGGCAUCAUCUCAAUACUUGAAAGAUACCAUCGCUCCGAUCCUCGCACGAGGAAUUGCAGAAUGUAUUGAAGUACAACCACAAGAUCCAAUUGAAUAUUUGGGCCUAUGGAUGUUGCAUCAUCAACAACAGCAAGCUCUCCGAGAGAAGAGAUUAAAGCAGGAAGAGGAGAAUCAACGGGCUAUGGAUGACUGGAUGGAAACGAAAGGAAAGUUGUUGCAAAAAGCAGUGGAAAGAAUUCAAAGUGUGGUUCGGGAUUUCAUUCGCAGACAGCGAGCUUACAAAGCAGAGGAACAGCAAAAAGUCAUGCAAUUGGAAAAACUGUGGGGCGAGUUGAUGGUAAAAACACAACAAGAUCAAAAAACAAAAGAAGCGGAAUCAAAGGAGCAUGAAGACGCAUUGAAUGAAAAGGAGAGAAUCAUGCACGAAAAGAUGUUUGAGGCUUCGAAGGAGUUUAUCACAAAACUAGAGAAAGAUAGAAUUACAUACAUCAAGAAGGCAUUUAGGCCACCUCCAUGCGUUCCUAGAAUUAUGAAAGCCGUUUUAUUGGCACUCGGAGUGGCACCUAAAGAUGUAAAAGACUGGAAUAUGACAAAGGAAAAAAUUGGCGCUCCAACAUCGUUCAUCAGGAAAUUGGUAGCUUUUGAACCAGAGGCUUCCGUUGGAAAAACAGCAAGAUUCAAAAGAGUGAGCAACAUUUUGAAAAAGUGGGACAUUGAAAUUGUAAAACAACAAUCCACCGUUGCAUUCCUUUUGCAUCAGUGGUUGACCAAUUUAUUGGCAUUUAGAGAAAGUUUUAUCUCCCUUAAAAAAGCCAAGAAGGAAGAAAUUGAAGAAGAAGACGAUCCAGGUAUUAUGGACGACAUGGAAGAGGAUGAAAAAGAUGAUCCCACCAAUAUUCAAGCAUCGAGCUCGGAAGAGCCUAAACCUGAAACAAACGACGAACAUUCUGAAGGUGACGAAGAAUAA
Molecule: messenger RNA, 969 nt
Organism: Naegleria lovaniensis
Lineage: Eukaryota; Heterolobosea; Eutetramitea; Acrasida; Naegleriidae
Exons: 1
Coding region: 1-969 (322 amino acids)
Cellular component (GO): Set1C/COMPASS complex
Molecular function (GO): protein binding
Source: RefSeq, a predicted model, not a curated record